AUGAAGAUAGCCGUGCUUGGAGCCACUGGACAGACGGGACAGUAUCUGAUAAACCAAGCUCUUCAGCAGGGACACACUGUCACUGCCAUUGUCAGGAAUCCAGGGAAAUUGACAGUGCAACACGAGAAAUUAAAGGUAAGUAAUGUAAUGUCUUGUCUGAGCACAAAUUGUUGUCUUUUUACAUUUCCUCUGUGUUGCAGGCAGCAGCAAUGUUUUUAAUAGAGGCUUUAUGAAGUGUGAAAUAAAACUGCUAUUUUCUCUAUUCUGUCAGGUGGUUGAGGGCAAUAUUUUCUCAGAAGACAGCCUAAAACUUCACUUCCAAGGACAAGAUGCAGUUGUAUCCUGCCUGGGGUUCCCUGCAUCCUUUCUCUCCGGAGUCACUGGAUACACCUUGUCUAUGAGGGCCGCGGUAAACGCCAUGAGAGAGGCCAAAGUGAACCGCAUAAUCACCAUGACUUCAUGGUACACUGACCGUAAGUAAAGUAAAAUAGGACUGAUUACUUUUGAGAACGACUUGAGAAUGUGUUCUCAGUCAACUUACCUGGAAACUUACUUACUUAGGCCUCAAUCCACCAAGGGAUGCAUAAGGCCUCACUAACCUGGUAAAAUAAGGGUUAAAUGAACAAUGCCAUGACUGUAUUUCAUCAGUGAUCAUGUUGCCUUUUAAUGUACAAAGUCAGUUGUGUGUUUUUAUCAUUGUGAAACAGCAUUCCCUUAACUUCUUCUCAUUCUCAUCCCCAUAGCUAACUCUGGCACACAGUCAUCUUACCUCAUCCGCUUCCUGCUGCUGCCAAUGAUCCGAAGUGUCCUUAGCAAUAUGUUUGAGAUGGAGCACUUUCUGAAGAAGACACCGGAUAUUAACUGGACUGUUGUCAGGCCGCCGGGUCUCAAGAAUUUACCUGCCACAGGUAAGACCGACGAAUAGGGUCUAGUUUAGAUACACUAUAUAUACAAAAGUAUUUGGACACCCCUUCAAAUUAUUCGAUUCGGCUAUUUCAGCCACACCCGUUGCUGACAGGUGUAUAAAAUUGAGCACACAGCCAUGCAAUCUCCAUAGGAAACAUUGGCAGUAGAAUGGCCUUACUGAAGAGCUCAAUGACUUUCAACGUGGCACCGUCAUAGCAUGCCACCUUUCCAACAAGUCAGUUCGUCAAAUUUCUGCCCUGCUAGAGCUGCCCUGGUCAACUGUAAGUGCUGUUAUUGUGAAGAGGAAACGUCUAGGAGCAACAACGGCUCAGACGCGAAGUGGUAGGCCACACAAGCUCGCAGAACGGGACCGCCGAGUGCUGAAGCACAUAGCGCGUAAAAAUUGUCUGUCCUCGGUUGUAACACUCACUACCGAGUUCCAAACUGCCUCUGGACGCAACGUCAAUACAAGAACUGUUAGUCGGGAGCUUCAUAAAAUGGGUUUCCAUGGCCGUGCAGCCGCACACAAGUCUAAGAUCACCAUGCGCAAUGCCAAGUAUUGGCUGGAGUGGUGUAAAGCUCGCCGCCAUUGGACUCUGGAGCAGUGGAAACGCGUUCUCUGGAGUGAUGAAUCACGCUUCACCAUGUGGCAGUCCGAUGAACUAAUCUGGGUUUGGCGGAUGCCAGGAGAACGCAACCUGCCCCAAUGCAUAGUGCCAACUGUAAAGUUUGGUGGAUGAGGAAUAAUGGUCUGGGGCUGUUUUUCAUGGUUCGGGCUAGGCCCCUUAGUUCCAGUGAAGGGAAAUCUUAACACUACAACAUACAAUGAAAUUCUAGAUGAUUCUGUGCUUCCAACUUUGUGGCAACAGUUUGGGGAAGGCCCUUUCCUGUUUCAGCAUGACAAUGCCCCAUGCACAAAGCGAGGUCCACACAGAAAUGGUUUUUCGAGAUCGGUGUGGAAAAACAUGACUGGCAUGCACAGAGCCCUGACCUCAACCCAUCAAACAUCUUUGGGAUGAAUUGGAAUGCCGACUGCGAGCCAGGCCUAAUCGCCCAACAUCAGUGCCCGACCUCACUAAUUAUCUUGUGGCUGAAUGGAAGCAAGUCCCUACAGCAAUGUUCCAACAUCUAGUGGAAAGCCUUCCUAGAAGUGGAGACUGUUAUAGCAGCAAAAGGGGAACCAACUCCAUAUUAAUGCCCAUGAUUUUGGAAUAAGAUGUUCAAUGAGCAGGUGUCCACAUACCUUUGGUCAUGUAGUGUAUACUGUAACCUGGAGCUGGGUUAAAGGCAAAGUGCAGUCAAAAACAUGAUUUGUCUGUGUUUUAUAUAUAUUUCCACACAAUGAGGUUGGAAUAAUCCUGUGAAAUUGUGAAAAUGAUCAUAAUGCCCUUUUAGUGUAAGAGCUGUUUGAAAAGACUGUUGUGGUGGGAUGGAGUUUUGGCCUGCCUGGUGAUAUCAGUAGGCAGUAAAUUAGUAAAGAGACCAAUAAGAAAGAGAGUUCCAAACCUCUCUGCCAAUAUCAGCUAGUUUUCAGUUUUCCCCUCCCCACUCAGAACACUCCCAGACAGUCCUAGCAAAAUUCUUGCUUGACCAAUUGCUCUUUGCUAAGAAGCUAUUUUUGUUUAUUUUUUACCAUUUUAAUUGAAAAGAAUCACAAUAAGGUGCUUAAUUGUUUGAGAAAAGAACGGCUGCAUUGGACCUUUAAAGAUUGGUCUAAAAGACUCAAACAUUUGCAUUGUUACAGGAUUCAUUUUGUCAUACAGUAAUCACGUAAGUCAUCACGUAAGACUGAACCACUUUCAGGUUCAGAAGUAACCCUCCCUGGCUAGCUUGAGGAGAUAAAGGCAUGGACGACGCAAAACUUCCUUCAACUGAACAGCAGCAAAACCGAGGCCCUACUUGUUGGCACCCCCUACCAGGUACAGCACUCACCAAUAACAGACCUCACCAUUGCAGGACAGAACAUCACUCUCUCCCCCUCAGUUUCCAGUCUGGGUGAACUUUGACAGCCACAUCAAACAACUGUGUAAAUUGUAAUUCUAUCACCUCAAGAACUUUGCCAAACUCCAUCCCACCCUCACUCAGUCUGAUGCAGAGAAGCUCGACCAUGCCUUUAUCUCCUCAAGGCUAGAUUACUGCAACACACUCUUCAUCGGGAUCCCUGUCAGGAAUCUCCAGAAGCUCCAAUAAAUCCAGAACUGCCAGGAUCCUGAUGAGAGUGCGGAAACACCAUCACAUCACCCCCAUCCUAGCAUCUCUGCACUAGCUCCCUGUCUCAUUCCGGAUUGAAUUCAAAACCCUCCUGCUGACUUUCCAGUGUAUUCACGAAAACAGCUCUCCCUCCAUAACCCCUAUCAAGUGAUAGCCUGCUCCUGCACAUCCCUAGUACCAAGCUGUGCUCCUUGGGGGAUCGGGCAUUCAGCUCGACCGCCCACAGCCUCUGGAAUGCCCUCCCGGACCACCUGAAGGAACCAGACUCUGGGCUCCUUUAAAGCGGGACUAAAGACCUUUCUCUUUAGGAAGGCUUUCUAUUGAAAUCUGUGCUCCUUGGUCAGUUGCCCUGCCUAGUUGUGUCCAUUAUUAUUAUUAUUCUUUACUAUUUCUUUUUUAAUUAAAAUUUUUUGCACUUUGAGAUUAUUCCGUAUAAUGAAAAGCGCUUUACAAAUGUAAUAAAUUAUGAUUAUGAUUAUUAUAAGCACCUAAAUUGGAACACAGUUGCUGUACAGUAACAUGCUAUACAUGAUGUCAGAGCUGAAGGUCUCCGCUUCACAGCGCUGUAUUGGUUUUGACUGACAGCGGGUCUGAACUUGAGCACUGCGCACGGCAAGAAGUUGCCCCCAUCCCUCCCGCUAAUUGGGCAACUUUUGCAAAUGUUUUGUUGUCUGAGUGAGGGAAAUGCUGUUAAUAAAGAGGACUCAAUGUAUUUUUGAAAGAUGAGACGUUGAAGAUUAUCAUAAAUUCUGCUUUGAUGUCAUAAAAGCAAGCCAAUGUGUCAACAUUUAUGAUCACUAUGCUUGAUGUACAGCUCCAAGAUGACAUGGCGUCUUACCCUGGGUUGUUCUGAACAGAAUGAGCCUAUGUUUGUUGUAUUGUGAAUUAUUUUGGCAGGGAACACGCAUCUGAAUGCAGUUAUGACUAUCCUAUGCGCACCAAAAUUACAAUCUGCUUCUCUGAAUUGCCUUGUGAAAGCAUACUACUGUAAGAUCGUAUUUUGUAACUUAGCUAGCCGUGUUGGCAAUAGAGCACACUUUCAAAUGAUGCCCACCUGACUCAGAUUUAUAAUGGACCGUUUCUGGAAUGCGUAAACAACAACAGUAAUUGUGUGAUGGCAGGGCUCUGUUCCAAACAAAACAAUUACAAGUCUGCUUGCUCUAGUUCCUCAACAGCACAGCUAGGAGAGCUCAAAAUAGCACCUUAUAGUUGAAGACUCUUCUUUGAGUCAUAAAAGAACAUUGAUAUUACAUAGGAACUGUGCACACUUUGGAGAGGUGUGUGGCCACUUGGAGACACCAGUUAGACCUCUCACUCAAACCCUUGUCAUAGUUUUGUCUUAUGUUGCACCUACCCCAAAGUACCAUGAAUAUUCUUAUUAUGUUACUGAAUGUCUCCAGAGUAUUUUCAGAUUUUGUUAUCAACAAAUGCGGCAAAAAGUACAGUAAAUGUAAAAUGCACAUAAAAUCAGCAGCGUAAUGUUUGGAAUCAGUCUCAGAUUAACUGUUUUGUCCUCAUCUUUAGGCUAAUUAUUUUCCCAUAAUCUCCAAACUGUUCCCUUUUGAUUGAUACUGUGGUUAUGCAUAUGCUUUCCAUAUUUCUUCUGUAAGAAACAUUUCAAUUUAGCCCUAUCCAUAUAGGCCAAUUCCCACAAGUGUAAGGGUUUAACUUAGAGUCAUAGUUCUGCUACUACCACAAGUCCCUGCACUUUUCUCAGAAGACUUAGUGAAAUUGACCUUUGAUCCAAUCAUAAUGAUGAUGGGAACCAAUGGGUCUCUAUUUAAUUUGUUCUUUUCACCAGCUAAAGAGUUCCUUACCCACGAGGGCUACUUUGUUCCUGACUCCAAUGGCCAGCCUGUAGGAAGUGCUGUAGGAAGGGGUGAUGUGGCUCGUUUCAUGCUCUUCCUCCUCAACACCAAUGCCUGGUUCAACAAGGCGGUUGCCAUCACAACCAAACAUGAAUGA
Coregonus sp. 'balchen' is the source of this 5082-nucleotide messenger RNA. The record is from the annotation of a GenBank genome assembly. NCBI's taxonomy places the organism in Eukaryota, Metazoa, Chordata, Actinopteri, Salmoniformes, Salmonidae.